Messenger RNA from Scedosporium apiospermum, 615 nucleotides. Its product is annotated as Rhamnogalacturonan acetylesterase. The record is from RefSeq and is a predicted model, not a curated record. Lineage: Eukaryota; Fungi; Ascomycota; Sordariomycetes; Microascales; Microascaceae. The transcript is spliced from 2 exons. Bases 1 to 615 code for a protein of 204 amino acids. Gene Ontology annotation, molecular function: hydrolase activity.
AUGCUCUCGAGAUCUUUGGCUGCUCUCGUCUUCACGGCCGCCGCCGCCAGCGCCACGGUGCACCUCUGCGGUGACAGUACGAUGGCCCGCGGAAACGGUAUAAUCGACGGAUGGGGCCAGUAUCUGCAAUAUUCGCUAAAUGAGCCCGUAGUCAACCACGCCGUCGGUGGGCGUAGCGCUCGAUCGUUUACGCGAGAGGGCAGGUUCGACGAGGUGCUUGCGCAGGUUGAGAGUGGGGAUUUCGUAGUAAUCGAGUUCGGCCAUUCAGGGUCCUUCGCCUGGGCGCCAUCCCGCUUUUUCUAUUACACGUGGCUCGCGGCUUCUCGGCUUGGGGGACCAGCCAAGGGAGUUCAUUUCGUACCACAUGGUCAGUACACGGCGCAGGCGAUGAAGAAUGCGGGUGCUGCUGUUGUCAACGCCGGGUUCCCGCAAGAUCAUACCCACACGAGCCCGUCCAUGGCGGACUUUGUCUCUCAAGCCUUCGUCUUGGGAUUAGCCUGCGGAACAAGUGACCUCAAGGCUGCACUAAAGAAUUCGACGGCCGAUUUAACCUCGGGCCCUCUCGGCCAGUGCGUCAGCGACUACAACUCCACUGUUACUGGACUGUUGAGGUAG